Messenger RNA from Styela clava, 3375 nucleotides. Its product is annotated as aprataxin and PNK-like factor. Gene Ontology annotation, molecular function: protein binding; DNA-(apurinic or apyrimidinic site) endonuclease activity; 3'-5' exonuclease activity. Lineage: Eukaryota; Metazoa; Chordata; Ascidiacea; Stolidobranchia; Styelidae. The record is from RefSeq and is a predicted model, not a curated record. Gene Ontology annotation, cellular component: site of double-strand break; nucleus. Gene Ontology annotation, biological process: double-strand break repair.
AAAAUGUAAGACAUUUUUAAUAGAAAAUGUGUUCUAUACGUGAUAUCGAAAGCAAAAAAAUUGUGGAAAUAAACGAGACGAAAACAACAUUUGGUCGCGGGCCGUUUCUGGCAGUCAGAGAUAAAAGAGUUUCUCGGAACCAUGGCACUAUCAAACAAGUCGGGAGCGGAAUAGAAAUAACAUCAAUUCAUGUGAAUCCGUGUUUUUAUGCGAAAAAAUCUGAGCUCGACAAAUGGAUGAAACUGGACAAAGAUGAGGCAGUGGUUCUUCGAGUUGGAGAUAUAUUUUCCCUCCUGCCGAAACAAUAUAUUUAUGAGGUAAUAAACGAUUCGAAAUCAGAAAGUGGGAACGCUGAAUCAGCAGAUAUUGAAAGUACAAAUAUUUCCUCUAAUAAGACCGAUUCUGAACCAAAAAAAGAUAUUGUUAAAAAUAAUAACCACGAAAAAAAAAUUAAUGUUGAAAUCAAACCAACUCCAGAAAUAGAUACGUCAACGAAAAAAUCAAAUACAAAACAGAAAAUAAGUGAUACGGAAUUGGAAACUGUAAAUCUGGCAGAAUCUGAAACUGUUUCCCAGACCACUCGCAAAAAAGAGUUCCCAACCCCAUCUAAAAUUAAAAAAAUGGGAACACAGAAUUCUUCCAUGGAUGGAGAAAAAGAAAUUGCAUUUCCGACGGAGAAAAAACGAAAACUUCCAGCGUGGAUGUUAAAUCAGACUGAAACACCAAAAAAUGAUUCGAAAAAUCUGACAAAAACGCCAAAAAAUAAGAAAUCUAAUGCAAAGCAAACUCCAAAAUCCUCGACAGCGAAACGUAGACAGAAAAUGCCGUCGGUUAAGUUUGACUCUAGUGAUGAUGAGGAUAUUACUAUUAAUACUGCAACUAGUGGGAAAGAAAUACCAAAAAGGAGAACGCAGGUAAAAACAAGAGAUGAAGAUUCGCCAAAAAAAGCUGAACCCGCUGUUAAAAAAGGAAAAAGCCUUGAAAAUUCAGCGAAAAGAACUGAAAUUUCUAUUAAAAAAGAAAAAAGCAUUAAAAAAUCACCAAGAAGGUCACCUUCCAAUGACACAAAAAUUUCAACUCCUACAAAACAACAACAACGAAAAAGUGAAAUAGACAAUCUUGAACAGACUAAUGAAAAUAUAGAAAUGGUCGACGUGAGCAUCGCGGCUCAAACCAUAAACACUAGUUCGAAUCAAAUGUCACCGAGCAAGGCAUUUGUUGAUGAUGUUGCCACGACAACACCAUCCAAUGUUUCUCAUCCAUCAGGAGAUGACCUUUCACCCCCUCCUCAGCAAGGAGCUUCAAAUACAACAGCACCGUCGCCAGCCAGCACCAGUGCCCCACCUCGCUCAUCCUGUGCAUUUGAAUCGUCUUGUUAUCGUAAGAAUCCGACACAUUUCCGAGAAUUCAGCCACCCGGGUGACGCUGACUACAUUGACCCUGGAACCAGUGAUGAUGAUAGCAACAGACCUGAAUGUCCGUACGGAACAAGCUGUUACAGGAAGAAUCCUUUGCAUAAGAAACAAUACCGACACUGUAAAAGAGUGGCACCUAAGAGAGCGGCUAAGAUCCGAGCGGCUCGCAAAGCAGCGAGGAACGACGAGAGUAGCUCCGAUGAUUAUGAUUUUGACGACAGCUUCCUUAACGAUGAUUCAGAUGAUGAUAUUUCUGAUGAAGAUUCGGACUGGAAUCCUUCACAAAACUCGGAAAAACAGAAGAAAUCAACUCCACGGCGGAAGCGCAAACAGCCGAAUUAUGCAGAAUCUGACUCUAACGAUUCAACAGACGAAGAAGAUUUGUCCGACCUCGUGUCCGAUGCAAAAAAGUUUGCGACAAACAGAAAAAUGUGGAAAAAGUAGGCGCAGUUGGGAGGAGAGUAUUUCUUCAAAUUAGUUUUUACGAUAUUUUGACCCGGCUUCGAUCAAUCCAAAAUCUUCAUCCAGAGUGCACUCCUGUUUUUGCACAGUUGAAGUAGUUUGCGAUUAUCAGAAUAUUCAAUUGAAGAAUACUAGUAAUAAUACAGCUAAUACAUAUCAAGAUUCCAUCUGGAAAACAAUAAUCCGAAAACUCCCAGCCAUCCACAGUCUACUUAUAAAAGUUAUCGGGGCCAAUGCUCCAAAACCAUCAAUGAAACGUGCGGUUAGAAUUCGAAUUCUCGUUUGGAGGUCGGGUUUCAGCAGUUCGUAUAUAAACUAUAAUUUUUUAUGAACCAUGAGGCGCACUAAAAUUUUUUUUCUCUUCUUAAAAAUUGAUCUUGCGCCUGAUGUAUGAAUCAGUUAGUGCUUUAUGCACCUCAUGUAUAAAACAAAACCCAGUCUAAGCAAUUUAUUGACUGUGCGUUUUAUUGUCCGUAAAAUAUGAUAUUAUGAAGCGUCUUAACUUCUAACUACUAAUCAAACUAGCUAGAUAUUAAUCUGACUCCGAAACAGAAAGAAUAAAUAGGUUACCGUGUUCUAUUUGAGAUGUCUGUUAAUUUGAUAUAACAGGAAAAGGUCCAGAGAAUGCCUCUAUAAGAUUGUUACAAUUACUACUUGGUCACCCAGUUCAAAUUCUCAGGUUCGAAUUUCAUACAGAUCAGAGAUGAUUGCGGAUUUCUGCCACAGAUCUUGGAAUGAAUUUUGGUCGUUUUUUUGAUAAGCUUCACUAGUGGUUCCCAACCGUUUUGUUAAAUUCCACCCUCUGCCUGAUUUGCAACCCUUUGUUCUUCCUUUCCUUAGUAUAACAGCUACUUUAUUCAAUCUUUAAUGGGCUUCUUAGCUAUUGUUAUAUUUGCAUUCCUAUUUUUGCAAAAUUUAAGUAGUUUUUUAGGUGCUCCCUAAGUAUUCGUACCAAGAUGGCGCACAACCUGAACAUAGUAUGUGUACCGGAUCAGGGUUGUUCAGGUUGUGCGUCAUCUUGAUAGGAAUACUUCCGGAGCGAUGUUUUUCAUGCAAUUUUGAAUAAGUAAUAUAGCAAUUAGUAUAAUCAACUCAAGAAUUCUGGUAAUACUACAGCGAAUACAAAAGCAAAAUUACUUCUGAAAAACUGCAAAAUUACUUCUGUGUUGGGAAAGUUGGCUUUACCCGAAACCGGCAUGAACUGAAAAUUUUCAGCACAGCAUAGAACUGGGUGGUCCAAGGUUGCGAGAUCAAAAGGCUGCAAAUAAUUUAUAUAGAGGCCUUUCGGAUCGCAGUCUGGGAAAACCCAAAAGUGAUUCUUUUACCUGACCCACGUGCCAGGGUUUGUACCACCCGGGCAUAAAAUUCAAAAUUGGAACUAAUCUGUGAUCUUCUCCAUUUAAUUUUUAUUUUUUCCGAUUAUUUACUUUUUACACUUUUAUAUUUAUAGUAGUGAUCACAACACUAGAUUUAAUUUUCCAAUAAAAAUCACAGUAUA